UUCUAUUUUGUGUUAAAUACUAUAAUCUUUUUUAAUUUGAUUUGCUAUUUACAAUAUCAUUUCGUUACGAAGUUGCGUUUAAUAUUUUCAUAAUGUGCAUCAAAUAUCGUCUCAAGUGAUAUCUCACUAAUGCAUCAAGGAUCUUCCUUGAUGCGUUAUAAUGAAAAGCAUAGAUCAUCCUCAUAAAAGGUAGCAAUUAAUUUUAACGCCUACAACUCUGCGAAGUGUCGUUUCCGACCCGCGUCGUGUCCGAAACGAGUAACGGACGCCUGAUAAGUGCCAUAAGAUUCGUAGAUUGGUGAGUGAGAGUGAGUGGCGUAUAUGGAACAAUGAGCGACUCCCCGGGAGUGGAGUGGCUGCCGGCGUACAGCCCGGGGCCGCCGCGCCACAGCCCUCUGGGCCCCAUCCCGCGGUUCCUGUACGAGGAUGUCCAGCCGCUGGGCCUCCAACAGGAAAACAACAACAAGGAAAUCGAGCAGCAACAAAACAUCAAUAAAAUCAAACACGACAAACCAGCCUACAGCUAUGCGAGCAUGAUAAGGUUGGCCAUCAGCAGCUCGCCCAGCGGCAAGAUGACCCUCAACGAGAUAUACAACUACAUAUGUAACGCUUUUCCUUAUUACAAGGAAGCAGGAAAGGGAUGGAUGAACUCAAUAAGGCACAAUCUGUCCCUCAACAAAUGUUUUAUGAAAGUGGCGCGGAGUAAAGACGACCCUGGCAAGGGGUCCUACUGGGCCAUGGACACCAGUCAGAAGAUAGGGGAGGUCACACAGCGACGUCGGAGAAGUCUUAGGAUGGCGCCAUACAGCCCGGAGUGCAGCAGCAACAGCAGCGGGGAGGCGGGAGGAGCGCCGACACCGCCCACCACUCCCGCGCCCUCCACGCCGACCACGCCCACGUCGCCCGCGCCCACUGCCACGCCCCUCCCCCCGCCGCCCGUCAUCAAGGAGGAGCCUGUGGUGAAGGAGGAGACAGCGGCGACGCGUCUGAUGGACGACGCUCUGAUCGCGCUCAUGGAUGAUGACCUUAUCACAGACGUCGACAUCAGCAGAGAGAUGCGAUGGCGGUGGAUAUCGCGUCGGCACGUGUGCGCCGGCCGCCACUCCGCGCUCACCGACGACUACGGCAACUUCCUCGAGACGCACGACGACUGCGACUGCCCCGCCGACGAGCCCUGCUAACACCCGGGCAGCAUACAGCCUGGACACACCGGGAUGACUAGAUACUGGAUCUAGGAGAUGCCGUCGUGAAGAUGCAAUAUCAACAGUUCUUAUAAACCUGGUGGACAUUAGAGUGGACACCUUGAUAAACAGGGACACCGCGUCCAACAGUUCUUAAUCACCGUCUGGACAGCCAGGGAAACCGAGUCCAACAGUUUUUUUCAUUUGGCCACUGGUCCAGAAGAUACUAUUCCGGCAGUUGAGACACUAAAGUGAACAACGGAUAACCAGACAUGCUAUAAACAGCUGCAAACCUGGUGGAUACUAGAGUGGUCCCAGAGCAAUAUCUACAUUCUAGAUUCAAAAUUUUGCCUCCUAGAUUCUAGAAGAUAUACUGAGUCUAAUAAAAAAAUAUGAAAGGCAGUACUGUAGAUACUAACCAAAACCAAGUUUGGUAUACCUAUAUUAUGACACUUUGUGAAUAAUAAAGGAAUAACAAUAUGUCAAGCAAAGCAAGUCAGAUUAGGCCAGUUUUUACUGGGCUAUUCAAUAACCAAUCUUGAUGUUAAAACCGCGAGAGUAAAAACUGCUGAAUAUUAAUUGUAGACUGGGUAUAAAUCUGAGAGAUAUCUAGAUAAUACAUAUUAAUAUCCUAUUUUCAAAACAGUGGAUUCAAAAAAUACUCGGCCAAAACCAUUAGACCAACAGAAAUGAGAUAUUGAUAAAUGAAAGAGAUGCCAAUUAAAAAUGGAAAAAAGUCCAAACAAUAAGGGUAGACACAAAAUUUCAUACAAAGUUUUGUGAUCUCUUGGUUUCAUUAUACUCAUACCCCUUUGGCCUUUACUAAUAAAGGUAUUUUCGUAGUAUACAACUAUUCAAGGUAUGUUGUUUUUGUCUGUCAUAUGACUUUUCAAUGCCAGACAAAAACUAACAGUCCUUGUGUAGUUAUUUGCUAUGUAAAUGUUUUAUAGUUUGGGGGAUUAAGAAAAUGAGACAGGUAAUUUUUUGAUAUGGCCAUUUUGAAUUAUAUUAAUCAUAUAUUAUAUGUUACGUGUUAAUUUUAGUGCUUAUACCUAAUGUAUGUUUAUAUGAGUAUUUCGAGUACUAAUUACUUUUACUGACUUGAUAUGCCAAUCUUGUGGUCGAGGGACCGAGGCAAACUGUCUUUAUGAUUCUCGUCACGUUAUAGUAUGGCAAAGUGAAAUCGAUGUGAGUUUUAAAUAUCAUUAUUGUCCUGUCAUUUCCAAUAAAAAAAACGCUGAGGUUCGAAGCCAUUCGCAACUCGACUAAAAGUUCACAUCGAUUUUAUUUUGUGAUUUUUUUACGUGACGCGUGUCAAAAUUCGAGAUUAUCUGUAUAUGCAUGAAAAUUAUAUAGAAUUUAACGUAGACAUAAGGAAUUAAGGCCUUAACGUAAAUGCCAGUGUUUAGAGUUUAACGUUUAGUUUCACAGUAAGAGCGUUUUUUGUUAUCGGAUCCGAUUUCCGAUAUCGGUCCGAUACUCUUUCGUAAUAUUAGUUUGACAUCGAAUAUCGUAUCGGAUAAUGUAAAAACGCCUUUAAGAGCUAACCAUUCAUGUUAACUUGUGUGUUCAGAUAUAUAAUAGCUAGCUGAUAGUUUUUUAAAUGAGAAUUUUUUUAAUGAAACAAUAUUGUUAAUUAGGGUCUAACAUAUCUGCCAACUAAUAUAGUGUAGGACUUAGUUACCCGUCUAGUAACUGUUAGUUGACUGACCGUUGUAUAAAAGAGUAAAAGUUUGAAUAUAUUUUCAUAGACUCACAUUUUAAACCAAGUCAAAUAUGAAACUAAUUAUUUUCAAAGACCAUUUACCGAUACUCUAUUUAGUUUUUUUUCAACUAAAUGUAAACAAAUAUAAGGCUAUUAUGCUACCAAUUUUAAAGCACGUAUUAAC
Molecule: messenger RNA, 3070 nt
Organism: Aricia agestis (brown argus)
Lineage: Eukaryota; Metazoa; Arthropoda; Insecta; Lepidoptera; Lycaenidae
Product: forkhead box protein I1-like
Exons: 6
Coding region: 330-1181 (283 amino acids)
Biological process (GO): regulation of transcription by RNA polymerase II
Cellular component (GO): nucleus
Molecular function (GO): RNA polymerase II cis-regulatory region sequence-specific DNA binding; DNA-binding transcription factor activity, RNA polymerase II-specific
Source: RefSeq, a predicted model, not a curated record